Molecule: messenger RNA, 1911 nt
Organism: Ramularia collo-cygni
Lineage: Eukaryota; Fungi; Ascomycota; Dothideomycetes; Mycosphaerellales; Mycosphaerellaceae
Product: related to alcohol oxidase
Exons: 7
Coding region: 1-1911 (636 amino acids)
Molecular function (GO): flavin adenine dinucleotide binding; oxidoreductase activity, acting on CH-OH group of donors
Source: RefSeq, a predicted model, not a curated record
AUGUCUUCCAACGGCGAAAGUAGCAGCUCAGCAGCAGCGAACAACCCCCAAAGCCUCCCUGCUCUACACACUUCUGCAGAGACGUUCCUCAAGAAUGACUACGACUUUAUCGUGGUCGGUGGUGGCACCGCUGGGCUUGUAGUCGCCGCUCGCUUGACGGAAAACGAGGACAUCAAGGUUGGAGUGUUGGAGGCUGGCAAAAGUCGUCUUGGGGAUUUCUUGGUCGACUCCCCUGCCAUGUUCAUGCAGAUGUUCAUGAACCCAGAGUACGACUGGUGCCACAUGACAGAACCGCAGAAAUUCAACAAGGGCCGUCGCCACCAUAUUCCACGAGGAAAGGCUCUUGGAGGCUCAUCUGCGAUCAACUAUAUGAUGUAUGUCCGUGGAUCGCUUCAAGACUACGAUGACUGGGCAAUCAUUGCUGGCGACGAUAGCUGGAAUGCAGCGAACAUGAUGACAUACAUGAGAAAGCAUCAGACUCUCGAGCCCAUUGCCGAUCAUGUCACAGACCGGAGCACUAUGCCUUUCGUCGGCGAGCACCACGGCACAUCUGGCCCAGCUAGGACAUCGUUCAACGAUUGGCGUUUGCCAAUCGAGGACGACUUCAUCAAGGCUUGCGAUGAAGCCACCGGAAUGAGCAAGAAACCUGUCGAUCCAUGGAGUGGAGAUCACAUUGGUUUCUACAACACUCUAGGGCUGGUGGCCCGGUCUGGUCCCAACAAGGGCAUGCGGAGCUACGCAGCACGGGGAUAUCUCCAGCAAAAUGCCCAUCGUCCGAACCUACACGUGCUCACGGAAGCCAUGGUACAAAGGAUCGAGCUCAGUGGCGACAAGGCCACUGGCGUGACUUUUGUCCACAACGGCGAGACCCACACUGUGAAGACCAACAAGGAGAUUCUCAUGGCUGCAGGCGCCAUUCAAUCUCCGCAGCUCCUUGAAUUGUCCGGCAUUGGAGAUCCAGAGAUCCUCAGACGUGCUGGCGUUGAGCCAAAGAUCGAGAACAAGGCCAUUGGAGAGAACUUCCAGGACCAUGUUCUCACUAUUGGUUGCUGGGAGGUCAAGCCCGGUAACAUGACGCUGGAGGCUAUUCACAACCCCGCCGUCAUGGAGCAGGCACAGAAAGCGCUUGCUGAGACAGGUGGCGGCCCAUUGACGAGCGUCUGCACCAUGCAAGGUUUCUUCCCAUACAAGCUGUUCGCCACACCAGAGGAACAAGAUAGGGUCAUCAAGUCGGUGGAGAAGGACUUGCCGAGCUUGAGACCAUUCCAAAGAGCACAAUAUGAACGCACCCUUGCGCAUCUCCGUGAUGACAAGUCCGCCAAUCUGCAGCUGGUGCUCGUGCCAUCGCACUUUGGCAUGGAGGGCGGAAUUGAGAACCAGAGCAAAGUGUUCCCAGCUCCCGAAUCCCACGAGGAUCCCCAGGCCAUAUCAGCUGCCAUGUGCCUACAAUACCCUCUCUCGCGAGGGAGCGUGCACAUCAAGACCUCAGACGCCAAUGAUCACCCGGCCGUCGACCCAGGCUUCCUUUCGCAUCCCGCAGAUGUUGAUGUCCUCGCCGCUGGUCUUAAGAUGUUGGGCAAAGUCGAACAGAGCAAGCAUCUUUCAGACAAGAUUGAGAAGCGUCUGUUCCCACCAGCCGGCGUUGAUAUGAGUGACACUGAGGCGAUGCGGGAGUGCGUCAGAGAUAUUUGCAUGUCUGAGUACCAUGCCUGCGGCUCUGUCGMCAUGGGUGAUGCCACAGACUCGAGACUUGUCAUCAAGGGCUUGCAGAAUGUGCGUUGUGUUGACGCAUCUAUCUUCCCCAACCACGUUUCGGGCAACAUUGUUAGCUCGGUCUACGCGGCUGCUGAGAAGGCUGCGGAUAUUAUUAAGGAGGACYGGCUGCACGGCGCCCUCAAGAAGGCCGCUUAA